UCUCAAAGUAGGAAGCAAGUUCUGAAAUAGUCUUCAAUAAAGACUUUAUUUUUUUCUUUACUAUACACAAAACUUAAAUUAAAUUUAUUUAAAAAUAGUAAAAUGCCUCCCAAAAAAGGUGGUGGAAAGAAAAAAGGCAAAAAGGAUAAAGUUGAUAAAGACAAACUAACUCAAGUGGAUAGGACAUUCUAUGAACUUACAAUAACCGAUUUGAAUAAUAAACUAUCCCGUUUACGAUCGCAUUUGGCGAAAACCGAUGAAAUCAAUGAAGAUUUAACUGAAAAACUUCGUCAUUUAAAUGAAGACCGAACUGAUGUUACAGCUCAUUUGGAUCGAACGCUAGUGGAAAAAGUCGAAACAAUCCAUGAACUCGAUGAACGUCUUACGGAACUUUCUAAAGUUCGUGAUUCCGAGACUUUGUCAUUCACCGAAAAAAUCAAAGAAUGGGAGACGAAAUAUAAAUCUAUGCAUGAGCAGUUGACUUCUGAAAUAAAAUUGUUAAAUGGAAAGUUGAACUCCUUGGAGGAGUUUCGUGUUCAACGAGAUACGCUUUUGGCAAAAUUCGACGAACAGGAACAAGCCUUAAAGGAACAUCAGAGAAUGCACAAGGAAGCUAUGUACGAAAUGGAAAACAAAGCUAUGAUUGAAAAGGAUGCUUUGAAGAAAGAGGUCCAAAAUAAGCUUUUGCAGCUUUCCGAAGACUUUACAAGAUCCAGUGAGAUACGCAACGCUGGUUAUACUCGACGUUUGAUAAGAGAAAACAUUGCACUGACCAAAGAAAUUGGUAACUUAAUUAAAGCCCAACUUAAAAUGAUGGAAGAACACAGUGAGAUGAAAGCUAAAACCAAAAGUAUUGUUGAAGAGUUCAAGGCUAAUGAGGAAAUGAAGCGACAUCUGAUAUUAACUUGUCAGAAUAAAAUCGAAAUCAUAGAACAACUAACAUCAUCUUAUGAAAAAUUAAAGAUUAAGUUCAUCAAUUUGCAGAAGUAUCGUCAGUUGUAUGAAACUUCUGUCAAACGGGACAUCUGCGACAGAUUUACCUACAAUGAUCUGUCUAAUAAGUUGAGAAUCCUUAAACAACGGGUUGAUACUUUGAAGAAUGAAAAAGUCAAGUUGAUCGGGAUGCAUCAACAGCACGAAGUCUUAAUUAUAAAUCUCCGUGAAAUCAUCAAAACCAUUCGACACACGGUCCAAGUUGCCAUCGAUGAGCAACAACCUAUUGAGGGAGUCUCACGUAAGAAUCUUCUCUGUGAGUUGUUGGCAAUUCUUGCCUCGUAUUCAGAGACUCCAGAAGGUGUUAAAUCAGUGGAAACUAUGUCCUCCGAAAUAUCAACUUAUCGCCCUGGAAAAAUGGGAUUUCUGCAGCGCUCUGCAUCGAGUUUAGUGGAUAUUUUCAAGCGGGAAGCUCGUAAAAUUGCUUCAGCCGAACGCAUUUCACCCGAAUUCAAACAAAAAAAACUCGAUGGAAAGAUUCUUCCCAAAGCUCGUAGUGUCGAGGGUGAUAUACUUGUAGAUGUCGAAUAUGGAUCAACUUAUUAUAUGUCCUCAUCGGCUGAUGAACUUGGUAUCCCCGAUGAAGAAGAAAAGGUCGAAGACGAUGAAGGUGCUGAUUAUGGUUCUUCAUCGACUGGAGAAAGUAAUAUUUCUACGCAUCAUUCACAACAUUCACAUCUGAGUAUUGAUAGAAAAUUAACCAAAGAUUUAUCAACAAAAUCGUCAGAAUUAAUCGAUGAGGCUUCAGCGGUAUCAGAAGAAGCCCCAGAAGAAGAAGUAGAAGAUGAUGAAGAGUCCGAAGGAGAAGAUGAAGAUGAAGAUUCUAUAAAUUUAUUUUAUUGAUUUUCUUCUUGUCAAUGAAUAAUGUAUCGAAAAUUCAAUCAAAUAUUAAAUAAAAUCCUAUUG
Messenger RNA from Eupeodes corollae, 1899 nucleotides. Its product is annotated as cilia- and flagella-associated protein 157. The record is from RefSeq and is a predicted model, not a curated record. NCBI's taxonomy places the organism in Eukaryota, Metazoa, Arthropoda, Insecta, Diptera, Syrphidae. Gene Ontology annotation, cellular component: cilium; ciliary basal body. Gene Ontology annotation, molecular function: microtubule binding. The coding region runs from base 103 to 1836 and encodes 577 amino acids. The transcript has a single exon.